This is a messenger RNA of Podospora bellae-mahoneyi, 1479 nucleotides long. RefSeq lists its product as uncharacterized. The transcript is spliced from 3 exons. Bases 1 to 1479 code for a protein of 492 amino acids. The record is from RefSeq and is a predicted model, not a curated record. Lineage: Eukaryota; Fungi; Ascomycota; Sordariomycetes; Sordariales; Podosporaceae.
AUGUCUUUGAGUACCCUCCGCACCGGCCUCGCGGCCUUGGUGCUUGCCCACGGCAUCAGAGCGGCCCCGACUCCCGAGCUCGAUCUCAACACUAUCCCUCCUCCUGCGGUAAACCUGACUGCCGUCACGGAUCUGGCCAGCUACAGCGACUUCACCGUCUAUGACAAUUGCGACUGCAACAAGAACAACGGUAACGAAUACCGCAAUAAGCUCAACUGCGAUACCAAAGUAGCCGACUACCGCAAGUCCGUCUACGUUGACGGUCUGGCUGCCGCCUUCGGUGGCUUUCAGGACAAGCACGGCAAGUUCGAGUGCGGUGGCCAGUACUUUGGCAUCCUCUUCAAGGGCUGCUACGACCUUGAGAAGAAGUACAACGGCCGCAUCCGCUGCCUCCGCCCCGUUCCCCCCGGAUGGAUCGAGAAGCACGGUGGCAAGGGCUACGGUGGUGGCGGCUAUGGCGGGUAUGACGGCAACAACUAUGGUGGUGGUCGAGGCUACGGCGCUGGCUACUCACCUUCCGGCUAUGAUUCGGAGGGUUACUGCGACCAAAAUAGCCACAACUAUGAUAACUGCGAUGGCCGCCAGAGGGGCUAUGGUGGUCAGGGCGGGUACGGUGGCGGUUACGGCGGCUAUGGCGGUGGCCACGGCAAUAACUACGGACCUGGUGGUAACUAUGGUGGCCGGGUUAACAACUAUGGUGGGCUCGGCAACUACGGCGGACACGGUGACAACUACGGGAACGGCAACAACUAUGGUGGUCACGGUUCCGGUUACGGCGGUUACGGCUCCGGUUAUGGCGGCUAUGGUGGCGCCCACAACAGCCAUGGCAACUACGACGGCUACGGCAAUGGUUUCGGCAACAACUACGGUGGCCAUGGCUCUGUUUAUGGCGGCAAUGACGGCUAUGGCAACAAGUACGACGGUCACAACUCUGGCUAUGGUCACGAUGGUCACAGGUUCGGCCAAGGCGGCUACGGUGGUGUCUCUCACGGUUCUGGCUAUGGUGGCCCUGACGGCAACAACUACGGUGGGCACGGCUCUGGAUAUGGUGCUCAUGAGUCUGGCUACGGUGGCCCUGGCUAUGGUAACGAAGGGCACAAGUAUGGUCAUGAUGGGAACAAGCACGGUCAUGAUGGGAACAAGUAUGGACACGAUGGGCAAAACUAUGGUGGCCACCAGUCUGGAUAUGGCGGCCCUGGUUAUGGCAACGAAGGGCACAAGUCUGCCCACAACGGCUAUGGCGGUCCUGGCUACGGUAAUGAAGGGCACAAGUCUGGUCACAAUGGCUAUGGCGGCCCUGGCUACAAUGGCUACAAUGGCUACAAUGGCUACAAUGGCUACAAUGGCUACAAUGGCUACAACGGCAAGGGCAACUACAUCGCCGAGGUCAAGCCCGAGGACCUCGUCGCCGUGGUCGAGAACCAGCCCUCAGCUGUUGUCGAGGCCACCCUCGAGUCCACCACCACCGCGUCGGCAUAG